Wyeomyia smithii (pitcher-plant mosquito) is the source of this 1511-nucleotide messenger RNA. Its product is annotated as CKLF-like MARVEL transmembrane domain-containing protein 4. The record is from RefSeq and is a predicted model, not a curated record. Bases 325 to 858 code for a protein of 177 amino acids. NCBI's taxonomy places the organism in Eukaryota, Metazoa, Arthropoda, Insecta, Diptera, Culicidae. The transcript has 3 exons. Gene Ontology annotation, cellular component: membrane.
UACAUUUUGCUCGACUUGACCACUGGCUUUCCGCCGACUGAGUGUUUGUCUCGCGUACGCGUGUCGUUCGGUCGAUAGUUUUAGUAGAUGUAGACACCAAUCAACAUUGCCACUAUACUAUAGUACUACACAUAGGCUGGAACCGAAUUUUAUGCUGGAGACAACACGCAUCGUAUGAAUUGGAUAAAAUCGAAAGUUUGUCUACUGUCGUGUACCUGCAACAAGUGUUCUGGUUUCCGGGGGUAAUCAAGCCAUUUACAUCUAGUCUGCCUUACAAUCGUCCUAAGUACUGCGUUACAAUAACGAUCAAACCUCCAGUGCAACAUGACAGAUUACACUCAAACGGCCGCUGUCACCCAGACAACAACCGUGACUCAACCAUACAUCCGAUAUGAUCCAACUUACGCCAAAACCAUUCCCGGCAUCAUCAAGAUCGUAUGCAUCGUGCUGAACCUGAUUGGGUUUAUCUGCAUAGAAGUGUCCUACUUUAGCUACCACUCGCGAGGAUCCUUCUUCAACACGGUGGCGAUGAUGGGAUUCUGGUUCACAGGCAUCAUGCUAGUUUUCUAUUUGUUUCAUGUGUGCGAAAAGUUUCACAAGAUUCCGUGGCUAAAAAUAGAGAUGUACUUCUGUGUCGCAUGGGCCUUGCUCUACAUGCUGGCUUCGUCACUUGCUGCCGCAACGAAUGUGGAGGCGUUCUUAGCAGCUGCGUUCUUCGGAUACUGUGCGAUGAUUGCAUACGGGUAUGAUGCAUUCCUGAAGUACAAAGCCGUCAGCGCCGGUGAAAUUGCUCAGGGAGACCGUGCCGUCCAUGUGGCACAGCAGCAACAAACAAUCUCCACCGUCACGACUUACUAGUACAGUGAUAGUGACAUCGACAGCAUUUUUGGCAUUUUCGCGCGAACUCGUGCGAGGUAUGCGUUUCUUACGAAUAAGAUAAAAGGUUUACAACUUUCAGUAAACAACCUCACUACCAGUCAGCAACUUGCAUAUAGAAUAGGUGUUAAUUGUAAAUUAUUUCGUUUGGUUAUUGUUACUGCGCUAAUUGAUUUCUACGAGGUUCAUGAAAUUUAACUACUCAAAAUUUUGAUAAUCUGAAUCUCUGAGUAUUAUCUGAAGAUUUCUUGUUGCGACUAGUACUAUAGAUAUUGAAACAUCAGAUUGCGUCCUUCGUUUUCGAAUAAUUUAUCUUUUGUACAGUCAGUUUUUCAAACGUCGUAAAAUGGAUCAACAGUACAUGCUUUAUUCGUGUAAUUCGUGGUCUAAACAGUGUAACUUUUUUACAUACUAACUACAACUCCACCGUUGGAAGCGCCUAAAAUGUAUAUCAGAGUAUAAAAGUAGCCCUACUGGCAAUCAGAUCACCAAAUAUAUGUAUUUUAAACACACUUGCCGAUUUAGGGCACGGUUUUUGAGAAUAUGAAUACAUCACUAAAAUGCAAAUAAUAAUUAAACAAACUGUGCAUCGAAUAGGAGAGCUUGAAACACAAUAAAUAAAAUUAAACAAAUAA